Messenger RNA from Funneliformis geosporum, 2406 nucleotides. The record is from the annotation of a GenBank genome assembly. NCBI's taxonomy places the organism in Eukaryota, Fungi, Glomeromycota, Glomeromycetes, Glomerales, Glomeraceae.
AUGUCACAAGAAUUGAAAAGGGGAAAUUUAGUAUCAUUUAGAGACGAAGAAUACGAGACGGAAAGGGAGAAUUUCCCAUCGUCUGUAAGCUCAUCAUUUGUAGGUGAAAUGAAUUCACUCGAUUUAUUAUCGCAAGAGAGCGAUACUUUGAUGAUGUCAGAUAAUGAGGAAAAGGUUCAUGAUUCUUCUACGGAAAACAACGUCAAACCAAGUGACGCUGUUCCCAUCGCUGUCGAACCUCUGUCAAAUGCGUCAAAAGUUUCUUCGUUCUCUGUAUUGUCUUUAAAAUCCCAAAAUCAUCGUAAAAAUAAAAAAGCUGUUUAUGAAUUUGUGAUACCAAAUAACAGUGUUAAGUCCGGUGGUAAAACAAAGAAGCAACUUAAAUCGCAUGAAAAUACGAAUAAAAGUUCUUUUGUUGCGAUAAAUAAGUCAAAAUCGCAAUUAAAAUCAUCGACAUCAAAAGCGAAGAAAUCACAAUCAGAGAACAUACCUAAAUCAAAGAGAAAGAACAAUGUAGAUGUUGGUACUGAAAAAUCAGUGAGAUUACCACAAUUUAACAAAGGAAUAUUUUCGAAUUUGCGAAUUUUAUUUAUAUCGAAUAAUAUUGAUAAACUUCGUCUGAAUUUAAUGAAAUCAAAAGUUUUAGAUAAAGGAGGGAUUAUCGAAGAAAAUUUUGAAUUUGAUAGAGAUCUUACACAUAUUAUAACAGAAUUAAGUGGGAACCAAUUGGUAGCAAAGUUUGGUGUUCGAAAAUUAAAAAGAUUUGAGAAUGUCGCAACAGUUAGGCCGAAUUGGAUUUCCGAGUCAAUUAUGUACGGAAAACUUAUGAACGUUGAACCCUACGCAAUAUCAUUGACGGAAGAAUCUGCUGACAGCUUAAAUAUCACAGGUUUACAAACAUCUCAAAAUUUGAAGAGAUCUAAUAACGAGCAAAAAGACAGAAAACAAGAAGAAAGCAACAAUGACAAAUUAUUAGACAUGAAAAGACAACGGUUAAGCUUCUCACCUUCCCCACCAGAUGUUACGAUUUUACAGAAUGAUGAAGAUUCAUUCUUAGAGUCACACAUAAACAACGAUAUGGAUUCUACAAGCUCUGUUAAUAAUGAUACUAUUUGUAACAAUGAUCCAUUGUUAGAAAUGAUUGUUGAAGUAAAAAAGCUUACAGAAUCUGGACUUUAUCUUGAUGAAGGAGGAGAUAAUGAUAAUGAAAAUGAAAGUAUGCAAGGCGACAUUACAACUUUUGAUUCAAAUGAUGUAUUAAUAUCCGAAAAUUUCAGUGGGGAAGUAAUUACAGAUGUAACAAAUUCUGACAAACUUGAAAAAACUGUUGAGAUUAAUGCUGAAUCGCCAUCCGUUAAACCAGAGAAUUUUCGAGGACAAAAUUCCUUUGCGUGUAUGCAUAGCAAUAAGUAUGAAGAAACGAACAAUACCCCAAAUAAAAUGAUAAUCGAAAAGUUGCAAAUAUUAUUGGAUCAUUAUACUCGAAUGAAAGAUGAAUGGAGAAUGAUCAGUUAUCGCAAAGCUAUCUCUGCCAUCAAGAAACAUACAAAACCAAUUACCUCGUUCGAAGAGGCUAGAAAAAUUCACGGUAUAGGAACACGCACUGCAGAAAAGAUUGCAGAGAUUAUUGAUACCGGAAACUUAAGGAGAAUAACCCAUUUCUCGGAAGGCGAAAAUUUAAUCAAAAAAUUCAGUUUUGUUUAUGGUGUUGGAUCAUCAGUCGCAAUGAAAUGGUACGCAAAAGGGUAUAAAACUUUUGAGGACGUAUUGAAAAAUGAAAAAUUAACUCAUAACCAAAUAACGGGAAUAUUGUAUUAUGAGGAUUUACAAAAGCGAAUACCUAGAGAAGAAGUACAAAAAAUUUCGGAUUGGGUAAAAAGUGCUGCACUUUCUAUUGAUUACAAGUUGGAAUGUACCACAACCGGAUCUUUUAGACGAGGAAGACCAGACUGUGGAGAUAUUGAUAUAAUGAUCACAAGAAAUGAUUCAGAUGGAAAGAAUCAUCUUGGAGUUUUAACAAAAUUGGUUGAAAUCUUAAGUAAUCAAGGAUUCUUAACACAUGAAUUAACACGUCAUGAUGGAGAUAGUCUUUCUGCAAAAUUCAUGGGAAUUUGUAAACUACCCGAAGGAAUACAUAGACGUUUAGAUUUAUUUACAGUACCAUACAAAGAAAUAGGUGCCGCAUUACUUUCAUAUACUGGUAAUGAUGUAUUCAACAGAAGUAUGAGAUUGAUGGCCAGAAAAAGGAAAAUGUGUCUAAAUCAACAUGGAUUAUAUAUGAAUGUUUCGCGUGGAUAUGGUGGAGUCAAAUAUACUGAAGGAAAAUUACUUGCUCAAAAAACAGAACAGGAAAUCUUUGACGCAUUAGGAGUUCCAUGGCGUCCACCGAAUGAAAGGAACUGUUAA